AUGUGUCGAGUUGGUAGCGAACCCGGGACCUCCCGGUUACGAGACUACUGCUCUACCACUAAGCCCAUCACGCCUCCUGCACGAAAGUUCGUGCGACCCGAACACGUGAAGAUCCGCUGGAACGAAGUUUUGGUGUAUACCAAUACUUUCACCAUGAGAGAGAACAGAGAAACGGUGUUAUUGGUUGGUUUACUGGCUAUCAUCAGCAUCACCGCGUUGGUGCUUGGGAUCGUCGGCUUGAGUAAAUCCAACGGGGCGAGCACGGGCGAGGCGCAGCCAGUCAACGUAUACACUUCUGGAUCGUCCGAUGCACGUACUAGUAACGAAAAGAUCUGGAUGAUUGCAAUUGGCCACUACGGUAGCAACAUUGAAUACUUGGAUGAAGAGACUUACACGAUCCGGGGAUUUAAUCCAGAUAUAGUGGAUGCGGUUUAUUUACUUCUCUUUCAAUUAAUAUCACAAGUUUGCGCCAUCGCUAACAAGAACUGCAAAUUGGUAUACGACGUCUAUGGCAACUGCUGGGACAGCAACGCAGGCCAGCGGCCCAGGGGCGGCCAGGGGCUAAUGGGAGGCUGGUAUGACGGGUGCUCGGGUUGGAUCCAAACAUUUGACCGUCUGCUGACAUACUCCUUCACCAAACCUUUCAUGGAACCUAACAAAGUUACAAUGUAUGCAAAGAGCGGCAGCACACUCUCAUACGAUGAUGUGACAAACCUGAAUGUGGGGUUCGUUGAUGGCUGGGCCUACGAUGAGUUCUGUCUAGCCCGAUACACGGACAUUGCGGGUUCGAGUCUGCGUCAAGACCAGAUCAUACAUAUCGCCUCAUCAGAUAGACUAGUUGAAGCACUCAACACUGGAGAGGUCGAUGUCAUCUUUGUCUCAGCCCUAGCUCAAUACGAUACCGCCUUGAUGAGAAUCACGCCCUCAGACUUCCAGAAUAAGUGUCUGAAAGGAGGGAAUUCAGUCAUGACACGUCACAAUAACCCCGAUUUCGUCAACUGGUGGAACGACGCGUUUGAUCGUCUUGUCCAGAGAGGGCGCUAUGACGAAAUCUGCAAAACAGUCUCUGAGAGGCAUGGCCAUAUCCAAGGGCGGGAUUAUACUGAGCUUUGCAUCGGCUAUUAG
Strongylocentrotus purpuratus (purple sea urchin) is the source of this 1125-nucleotide messenger RNA. RefSeq lists its product as uncharacterized. NCBI's taxonomy places the organism in Eukaryota, Metazoa, Echinodermata, Echinoidea, Camarodonta, Strongylocentrotidae. The coding region runs from base 1 to 1125 and encodes 374 amino acids. The record is from RefSeq and is a predicted model, not a curated record. The transcript is spliced from 9 exons.